This is a messenger RNA of Ilyonectria robusta, 450 nucleotides long. RefSeq lists its product as uncharacterized. The record is from RefSeq and is a predicted model, not a curated record. Lineage: Eukaryota; Fungi; Ascomycota; Sordariomycetes; Hypocreales; Nectriaceae. The transcript has 5 exons. Bases 1 to 450 code for a protein of 149 amino acids.
AUGAACAAUCCCCAGUCUAGCACUAGCCCAACAAAACCUAAAUAUAAGAUAUUCUAUAAUAUUAGCUCUAAAAACAAAAUACCUCCUCAUCUUUACUUAAGAGAAGAUAAUAGGGUUAUAGAUAAUGCCGGGGUUUCCUUUAAUAUAGAUAGCAUCAUAGCCUUCCCAAGUUGCCUUGUAGUUGCCAAGCAGGGUAUUCGAUGGUCUCCUACCCAGAUAACUAUAUCUAAUCUUCAGUCUGAUUUUUAUCUUAAUUUAAGGCCGGUUACUUACUUUAAUCUAUGGACGGACGGCAUUCUCUUCCCGGCAAUAUACAAAUACUACAGUAGCGCCCAUAUCCAGUAUUAUCCGUCAAGCUAUAACUACAGUCGCUAUAACUCUACUGCUCUAUACUUUCUACUACUAGAGGUACUAGCCGAAGUUUGGGCUAAUAUCCUCGCUACUAUUUAA